AUGUUGAAAGCUCUAUGGAUUCCGCCCUUCUGCAAUUGCGACGUUAAUGUGAAUCAGUUCGCAAGCCUGGCAUGCUACGGUUGCACCUACGACUUUGCGAUCCAAGAGGGUCCAAAGCGGACAAGGAACCUGGAGGAACAGGCCAAGCCUCAGCAGCGAGCAGGUCGCAAUAUUGGCGCAGCACCAAUACGUCCUCCAUCUAACGUUGCCCUCUUAGUCGCUGACCCAAAUCAGGCAGCAGGUGCAGCGCCGCCGCCGCCGCAGCUGCUGCUCACUGUUGAGCAGUGGAAGGCCCUAGCGACCCACGGGUCAUGGCGUCCGUGCUGGUGCCCGUAUUUGACACCGUACUGCACACCAAGCCGUACGACAGCGGAAGCGGCAGGUUUCGCCUCCGCCGCGGCGCCAGCGACGGCGACGGCGGCGGACAUGACGCUACAGGCGGCGACCGCCCUGCAGCCGUUUCAGACGGCGCAUGCGCCUGCGGGCCCGUUGACCGCGACUGGAAGAUCCCCUAGCCCCCUUGCGGGCUCCCCCGCUUCCUCCGCCGCCGCCGCGACGGUGGCGGCGGGCGGCUUGGGGGCGGUGCCGACGUCUGCCACAGCUCUGUUGACUCCGCAGGCCGUGGCGGCGCUUUACGCAGCGGCGCCGCCGCCGGGAGCGACGACGACGGCUGCCGACCACUUGGCGCUUACGUCGCCGGCGGCGCUCACGGCACUGUCGGACUCGGCCGCCGCCGCCGCCGCCGCUGCCGCCGGCAUAGACGCUGGCGCUGGCACUGGCGCCGGCGGGAAUCGUACGGCAGAGGUUGGCGAGAUCAUGCCUGUAGCGGCGCCAGCGGCCACCGGCGGCGGCGGCGGCGGCAACGGCGGCCUGCCAGCACCUCCGACGGUCGAGCUGCGCAGCCUCUCCAUGGCGACGCCGGCGUCGCCGCCGCCGCUUGCCGGCGGCGGCAGCGGAAGUGACGCUAGAGCUCUUGGGGAGGAAGGGCAUGGCGCAGCCGGGAACCCUGCAGCGGCGGCGGCAGCAGCGGCGGCGGCGCUGCUCAACGCAGCGGCAGCGGCGGCGGCGAGUCCCGCGACCGCCGUUGGCGGUGCCUCCUCGGCACCUGCCGGUACGGCAUCACCGCUGACGCUUCAGUCAUUACACGGAACGCUAGCGUCGGCAAACCUGGCGAACAGCCUGCUGCAGGCCGGUAUGCCGCCGCCGUCGUCGUACAACCUGCAGCCCAGCGUCGGUAGCGGGAUGACAUUGAACACUAGUACGGGCAGCAGCGCGGCGUCGGCCUGGAGCGCACCUAGUCUUUCGAUAGGAGGAGUCGGGAUGGGCAGUCUGACCCUGGGCGCCAGCGGCGCCGCCGGCGCCAGCGGCGCCGCCGGCGCCAGCGGCGCGAAUUUGCCUGGCGCCAUGGCGGCGCAGCUGUCGCCAGGUCAAUCAACAUCGCCGGCGCUGGCAGCUGCCGCCGCCGCCGCCGCGACGUCGGCGUCGGCGUCGGCGACGGCUCAGCAGCAACAGGGUGUGGCCAAGGAAACCAAGGUCAAGGUGUUGUUGUACGCCGGCGGCGUAUUCAGCCGCUGCCCGUCGGGAGUUUGGGAGUACAACAGCGGGGAGACGCGGCUGAUUGCCGUACCUCGUACGGAAAGCUUCCGGGGACUGGCGUCGGCGAUUGCCAAGGCCGUAGCCAUAGAUCUCCCCGACGAGACGCUCAUCCUCAAGUACGAGCUGCCGGGGUGCCAGGAUCAGUUGGUUGACCUGGUGUGCGAUGAUGACGUCAUCAACAUGUGGGAAGCCCUGGAGGAAUACUGCCGUACAGAUCAGAAACCGUCGUUCAAGCUGAAAAUCCUGGCACAGCAGGCCACACUGCUCAGCUCGGCCGCGGAAAGUCGUACAUCCUACAGCGGCAGCGGCGCAGCAGCCAAAGCAGCUGUGCCUGCUGUGAUGACUGCUGUGUCGCUGCAAGCAGCUGCCGCAUCUCAACCGCAGGCGGUAAGACACGGGGGUGCCAGCGAGGCCCAUCUGCCGGAUGAGGCACACCUCUGUUGGUGCUGUGCUGGAGCCCCAAUAGCACAUCUGCAGCCCAUCCGGGUCAAACACUGUAAGCGCAAUGUUGUGAGCAUGGGCAAGAACCGCCAGCUCCACAUCGCCUGGCAGCAGCCGGUGCUGCUGUAG
Molecule: messenger RNA, 2166 nt
Organism: Volvox carteri f. nagariensis
Lineage: Eukaryota; Viridiplantae; Chlorophyta; Chlorophyceae; Chlamydomonadales; Volvocaceae
Exons: 12
Coding region: 1-2166 (721 amino acids)
Molecular function (GO): protein binding
Source: RefSeq, a predicted model, not a curated record